This is a messenger RNA of Papaver somniferum (opium poppy), 918 nucleotides long. RefSeq names its product F-box/kelch-repeat protein At3g23880-like. The record is from RefSeq and is a predicted model, not a curated record. The coding region runs from base 1 to 918 and encodes 305 amino acids. NCBI's taxonomy places the organism in Eukaryota, Viridiplantae, Streptophyta, Magnoliopsida, Ranunculales, Papaveraceae. The transcript has a single exon.
AUGCACUUCAAUCAUCUCAAUGCUCAUGAUUCUGGUAAGUUAGGUUUCAUAUUCUAUACAAUAGGGGAUGAACCAAAGUUUUAUUACACUGAGUAUGAUGAGAAUUUAAACCGAUUUGGAAGAAGAACAAGGAUUAAUCUAAAACCCCCAUAUAAAAAUUAUUCAAUUCUGGCUUCAUGCAAUGGUUUAGUUUUCUUCGGUUUAGUUGGCUUCCAUGGAAGAUUUCAUAAUGGGUAUAUUUGUAUCUGUAAUCCGAUUACCGGAGAACGUAUUGUCCUCCCACAGGUUGGAGAUGCAAGAAACAUUCUAACUGGAUUUGGUUUUGGUUACUGUGCUUCAACCAAUGAGUACAAGGUUGUCACCAUUAGAUGGGGAACUGUUCUUGGAUACACUCUUGGUAGCUACACUGGUUGGAGAUAUGUUGAAAACAUGGACCGUGAUAUAAUACCUGGUAGAAAAAUUGGUGAGUUUCUGAAUGGAGCUAUUCACUGGGUGGACCAGAAAGGAACUAUUUUUGCGUUUGAUUUGGCUGAUGAAGAGUUCCACGCACUUCCUUCAUCACCUUGUUUGCUAAAAGCUGGUAAUCCCCCUUAUGUUGCUAGACUCGGAGAAUUUUUAUGUGCAAUUUAUGAAAAUGGUGUAAGCCGUGACAUAUGGAUUUUGAAGAAUUAUAAAAAUCAUGAGGAUGUGACUUGGAAUAACGAGUUCAUUCGUAUCAACGCCGAACCAAUCACCUUUAUUAGGAGUGGUAAGGUUCUAGGCUACAGAGGCCUUGGUAGAAUUGUCUAUCGUUGCGAUCUAAAAGCAUCAUCUUCCAAAGUGCGUGUCAAAUCCGGUAUGCUUUUUCAGCGUGGAGUUCCUCACAGAAACACCUUGGUAUCAUUGGAAGGAUUAGGAGCUAUUUAUCGGAACUAUUGA